AUGUCUUGUGAUUUCCAUGGAAAUGAUCUUUCUAACGUUCAAAUUUCAUCAGAACUUUGUGGUGGGAAAUGUGCUGCUACCGAUGGAUGCACUCACUUUACCUGGACCAACUGGAAUGGUGGUACUUGUUGGAUGAAACAGGGUCCUGUUUCCACGGACGCUGCCACCCCAAGCAAUGAUCCAAGUAUGGUCUGUGGUGUAAUGGACAAACCAGAUUCAAAAACACCUAAAGCUGAAGGAAAAACCACUCGAUACUGGGAUUGCUGCAAACCCAGCUGCUCUUGGCCUGGAAAAGUGUCUGGAUCCAAUACUUAUGUGAAAAGUUGUGGUAAGGAUGGCAACUAUGUUCAUAACGAUGCCAAUGUUGCCAGUGGAUGUGGUGGAGGGGGAGCCUUUACCUGCAACAAUCAAAAACCUUGGGCUGUCAAUGACCAAUUGGCCUAUGGAUUUGCUGCAGCCAGCAUUCCAGGAUUAGAAGAAAAAGAUCGUUGCUGUGCUUGCUUCAAAUUGGAUUUCACGAGUGGUCCAGUUCUAGGAAAGACAAUGAUUGUCCAGGUCACUAACAGUGGAGAUGACGUGAGGCCACAUCAAUUUGACUUGCAAAUUCCAGGAGGAGGUGUUGGACUCUUCAAUGGAUGUCGGCCUCAGUGGAAUUCACCAGCUAAUGGUUGGGGUCAAGUAUAUGGUGGUGUUUCUUCGCGUCAAGAAUGUGAUGCUCUUCCGGAGCCUAUUCGAGCUGGGUGCGAAUUUAGAUUCGAUUGGUUCAAACAAGCUGACAAUCCCACGAUGACCUACUCCAGAGUAAAAUGUCCUGCGGAAUUGACUGGCAUCACUGGAUGUUCUCGCAACGACUGA
Molecule: messenger RNA, 855 nt
Organism: Didymodactylos carnosus
Lineage: Eukaryota; Metazoa; Rotifera; Eurotatoria; Philodinida; Philodinidae
Source: the annotation of a GenBank genome assembly